AUGUCAUCAAUCCAUUCUCAUGAGCUACAGAGCGUUGGGAGCAGGCAAUCAUCUGCAACUCCCAGGUUCGCCGAUGCCGAAAUGGAACCAGAGAGCUCCAAUGCUGAGAUUGAUAUGCGUUCACUGCCACCAACAGACCAUGGCAAGCAAGCCUAUUUGGUCUUGGCAGGUUGCACUCUAAUACAAGCUCCUGUGUGGGGAUACUCUAUCUCCUUUGGUGUCUUUCAGAAAUUUUAUACCACUCACAAAGGAACCGAAGGAUCUCCGGGAGCAGUCGCCACUGUCGGUACCACGCUCAACGGUCUUAUGUAUCUAAUGAUGCCUUUGACCUUCACUCUCCUGACGAAAUAUCCUCGAUUACGCCCGUACACUGGACCGGCUGGGCUCUUCAUUACUGUCGCCAGCCUAAUCAUGUCAUCCUACGCUACCCAAGUCUGGCAGCUCAUCGCAAGCCAGGGCGUCCUUUGCGCUAUUGGCUCAGGGCUCCUCUUUUCACCAACAACCCUUUACUUAGACGAAUGGUUCAUUGCCCGGAAAGGGAUGGCUUAUGGAACAAUGUGGGCAGGCAAGUCGGCAGCCGGAGUGGUCAUGCCGUUCAUCAUGUCCGCACUCCUCGAUAAAUACGGUCCGAGAACGACUCUCCAAGCCUGGGCCGUCUCGCUGGUCGUUCUCACCGCACCUCUGCUCUUCUACCUCAAACCUCGAAUCCCUCUCUCGAGUUCUCACACUCAGCGGCCCCUUUCCUGGAGUUUCUUAAAGAGGUCAGGUUUCUGGAUGCUAGAGAUUGGCAACGUCGUCCAAGCCUUCGGAUACCUGCUCCCAACAACCUACCUCGCAUCCUACGCAAACGACCUCGGUCUCCCCUCUAUCUCAGGUGCUGUACUCAUCGCUGUCGUCGCACUCGCCAACGUACCAGGAUCAUUAUUCUCCGGCUAUCUAGGAGAUCGCCUCCAACCCACAACCGUAAUCCUCAUCAGCUCUAUCGGAUCCACGGUCGCAGUACUGCUCUUCUGGGGUCUCGCGGCCCAAAUGGCACUCCUUGUUAUCUUCGCUGCAGCGUAUGGAUUCUUUGCCGGCGGAUUCAGCUCUACCUACUCUGGGAUUCUGAAAGAGAUGAAGAGGGCGGAUGAAGGCGUUGAGACUGGCCUAGUCAUGGGACUUUUGCUUGGAGGGAGAGGAGUGGGAUUCAUGGCCGCUGGGCCUGUGAGUGCAGUUUUGCUGAAGGGAGGCGAGAGGAUGAUUGAGCAUGUAAAAUGGGGGUAUGAUACGCAGUAUGGUCCGGUUAUUAUUUGUACUGGAGCUACGGCGCUCUUUGGAAGCUGGGGAUGGAUGUGGAAGAUGUUGAAGGCGGCGUUGGCAUGACUCCUGGUAAUAAUUGUUUUGUUUGUUCUUGGAUCUGG
Messenger RNA from Hyaloscypha bicolor E, 1400 nucleotides. RefSeq names its product putative MFS monocarboxylate transporter. Gene Ontology annotation, biological process: transmembrane transport. Gene Ontology annotation, cellular component: fungal-type vacuole membrane. NCBI's taxonomy places the organism in Eukaryota, Fungi, Ascomycota, Leotiomycetes, Helotiales, Hyaloscyphaceae. The record is from RefSeq and is a predicted model, not a curated record. Bases 1 to 1362 code for a protein of 453 amino acids. The transcript is spliced from 3 exons. Gene Ontology annotation, molecular function: transmembrane transporter activity.